Molecule: messenger RNA, 1543 nt
Organism: Mercurialis annua (annual mercury)
Lineage: Eukaryota; Viridiplantae; Streptophyta; Magnoliopsida; Malpighiales; Euphorbiaceae
Product: SNF1-related protein kinase regulatory subunit beta-2-like
Exons: 4
Coding region: 375-1292 (305 amino acids)
Molecular function (GO): protein binding
Source: RefSeq, a predicted model, not a curated record
GCCCACCGCCACCACCACUUCCAUCACCACCGCACCCCACACUCACCACCUUUCAUUUCUCUCAUUACAUCCCAUUUUCCAAACUCGUCGGAGCAAAACAAAAAACUUUAUUCUUACUUUUGCAUUUCUUUUUAUUUCUAUUAAUUUUGCUAUACACAAUUUUUUGUUUAUUUUUACCAUGCUAUGAAUACUAUCCACAUAUACCCAUCUACACUUUCAUUAGGUUUUUCCAUGAAUUCUCCAAAUUUUUAAUCCUUUUACCCGAUUCAUUGAUGGGCGGUCACUAAUUCACUCUCUCAUUAAUGGGUGUUGGUUAAAUAAUUAAACUGAUUAAUAAUUGGAAGUGGGCGGUUUAAUAAUUGUUAUAUUUUGGAAUGGGAAAUGUGAGUGGAAGAGGGGGAGAGGAAGAUGAUGAAAUAGGAAUUAGUGAUGAUAAUAGUCCAUUGAGUGGUGGCGGGGGUGGAGUUUUAGUUGAUGAAGAAGGCGGCGGCGGCGGCGAAGGUGGUGGUGGUGGUGGUAUGGUAGUACAAGAUGGGUACCUUCCACCUCCUCCUCCAGAGUUGAUGGGACAGUCCCCUCCUCAUAGCCCUAGAGCCACUCACUCUCCUCUCAUGUUCACUCCUCAGGUCCCCGUGGUUCCGCUACAAAGACCGGAUGAGAUUCAAAUACCGAGCAAUUCUUGGAAUGAAACGACAGGGUUCGAGGAAACAUGUGAUGAGCAAGGAAUACCAACUAUGUUUACAUGGACCUAUGGUGGCAAGGAAGUAGAUGUUGAGGGAUCGUGGGAUGACUGGAAACUGAGGAUUCCCUUGCAGAGGUCUGGUAAAGACUAUACCAUAAUGAAAGUUCUGCCAUCUGGGGUUUACCAAUACAGGUUCAUUGUUGAUGGACAGUGGAGGUACAUCCCUGACUUGCCUUGGGCCCAAGAUGAUACUGGAAAUGCUUACAACAUUUUGGAUUUGCAGGACUUUGUUCCAGAGGACCUUGAGAGUAUAUCCGGUUUCGAACCCCCUCAGUCUCCUGAGGCGAGUUACAGCAAUUUGCAGCUUGAAAACGACGAUUUUGCAAAGGAGCCGCCGUUUGUUCCUCCACACUUGCAGAUGACACUACUCAAUAUGCCAUCAUCUUACAUGGAAAUACCACCUACUUUAUCAAGACCUCAACAUGUGGUGCUUAACCAUCUUUACAUCCAGAAAGGGAAGAGCGGUCCUGCGGUGGUGGCACUUGGUUCAACACAUCGGUUUGUAUCCAAGUAUGUGACAGUAGUGCUCUAUAAGUCUUUGCAGAGGUAAUUACUUACGUUUACAUCUAAAUGAGCUUAUGGUCUAUAGUCCCGGAAUGUAGUAAACACGCGCAGUCGGAUCGAGUAAGCGUGGGAUAGUCAUCCUAAAGGAACUCAAAAAUAGAAUGUAAUUUUCACAUAACAUAGAGAAAAUGCUUGGUAACCAUUGAUUAGGCAUUUCUGUCUACUUGUUUUGGUUGUCAUGUGUAGAAAUUGUUACAAGACUGAAAUGUUUAAAAGUUGAUAGAUUUAAUUUCCUUA